Triticum turgidum subsp. durum (durum wheat) is the source of this 246-nucleotide messenger RNA. NCBI's taxonomy places the organism in Eukaryota, Viridiplantae, Streptophyta, Magnoliopsida, Poales, Poaceae. The record is from the annotation of a GenBank genome assembly.
AUGGAAAUGGGAGACAAGGCAGUCGGCCUUGUGUUGACCAUGACGAGUUUAUCCAUCUUUACCUACUACACUUUCUGGGUCAUAAUCUUGCCAUUUGUUGACGAUGACCAUUUUGUCCACCAAUACUUUCUGCCUCAAGAAUACGCCAUCUUCAUCCCUGUGUUUGCCGGUGUGGUGCUACUUUCGUUCCUAAGUAUAUUCAUCGGUCUUGUGAUGCUGAAGUCGAAGAAAAAGAAGGCUGCUUGA